GGUUUCGGUAACGGCUGCGGCAGCGCUCGUGGGGGGGUUUGGCGGGAGAGAGCGCGCUCGAGCCCGCGAGGUGCAGAGGGGGGGGGUUCCGUUACUGAGCUCGGCCCUUCCCCCACCUCUCCAGAGCCAGAGCCAGAGCCAGGCAGCCGCUUCCCCGGGGAGCUGAGUGAGGAGCCGACAUCGAGCCGGGCCGGCGGGGACACGGGAAGAGCUCCUGCUCCUGUUGUGGCAGUAAUUGGAGAUGGCAACUGGUGGUGAUCCUUUGUUUGAGGAAAGUAUUGAAGAUCAUAACUGCACUGUGAAUAAUGGAAGUCUGGAUGAUCAGCUUAAUAACCGGGAUUGGAGUCUUCAGUACAAGAAAGCUAACAGGUCAUCUGAGAAGAACAAGAAAAAGUUAAGUGCAGGAAGUGAAAGCCGACUUACAAAUGACAUCUCUCCUGAGUCCUCUCCAGGGGUUGGUCGACGAAGGGCUAAAACCCCCAAGAGUUAUCCUCCCACAAAGCAUGCGUCUCAUUUCUCUGUUGCAGACUCGGCAGAGCUUGAAAGGCUGAAACAGCGUAUAAAUUUCAGUGAUUUGGAUGAGCGGAGUAUUGGGAGUGAUUCUCAUGGCAGAGCCACAGCUGCAAACAACCAGCGUCCACCUGUUGAAAAUAGAAAGCCUUUCAACUUUCUCCAACAACAAAUUAACAGCAACAAAAGCAAGGAACUUGACAUCAAUCCACAAAGAAGUGAAACUAAGCUGUCUACAUCAAGGAUGGACUUGUUCGCAUCCAUCAGCAAAGAUUCGUUGCCCAGCGAUCAGAUCUCACUUGGAGAUGAUCAAGGAGAAUCUGAAAUAAAGAGUAGUCAGGUUGUGAGCAGGCUUAUCCAGAUUCGGGAUUAUAUCAGCAAAGCUCAUUCUAUGCGGGAUGACCUUAUGGAAAAAAAUGAAAGAUCUGCUAAUGUUGAACGCUUGUCUCAGCUGAUAGACCAUUUGAAAGAACAAGAAAAAUCCUACAUGAAAUUUUUACAGAAAAUGCUGGCUAGAGAGAAUGAGGAGGAUGAAGUUGGCACAACGGACUCUGCAGUGGGAUCUGGUUCUGUUGCUGAUAGUACAUCUCUAAAUCUUGAUGUUCAGUCUGAGGCAUCAGAUGCAACGGAGGCAUCUCGUAGUCUGAGUGUUCGGCCCUGCAUUGAGGACAAGCUAGGAAAUGCAGCCUCCCAAGCACAGGGCUCUUCAGUUACUUCAACUCCAAAAGGGGAAACUGACAGGCUUGGUCUGAAAGACAGGAGAGUCUGGCAUAGUGGGAUUAAUGGCAAGGAGCAUGGAAUUUCCUCCAAGGAAGAUGAUCAGCAUCGGAAUGCAAAAGAAGAAUUGGAAAAUUUGAAAAAGCAACAUGAACUUUUGAAAAGAAUGUUAGAACAACAAGAACAGUUAAAGACGCUUCAAGGAAGACAGGCAGCACUUCUGGCACUGCAGCAUAAAGCAGAACAGACUAUAGUUGGAAUGGAUGAAUCUGUUGUAACUGAGACAACUGGUAGUGUCUCAGGACUAAGCUUAACAUCCGAGCUCAAUGAAGAACUGAAUGAUUUGAUCCAGAGAUUCCACAACCAGCUCCAGAACUCCCAGUCAGUUCCUGACAACAGGAGGCAAGCAGAAAGUCUGUCACUGACACAAGAGGUUUCCAGGAGCAGAGGAUCCUCAACAUCAGACCACUUGUCAGAACAAAAAGUCCAGCUGGUUAAUAAGCUGAAAGUUUUGCAAGGCAAGAAGGAGAGAAUGGAUAAACUACUUGAUGAAUUGCAUAUACUCAGAGACCAGCAUGUUAACAAUAGUUCCAUUUCCUCCAGUGUUCCUGCUGUACCUUGCUCAUCUCACAAGAGUGAUCAAAGAAGUUGUCUUUCUGCACCAGCAGAAGUUGGCGCUGCCAUCAACAGGGAACCCAGUAGCUUGACCUCCUCAGCAUGCAUUUUGGAGUCACAGCAUGAGAAUGAUGCACAAGAUAAUUCUAAUCCUAGGAAGAAGUUAAAAAAACUCAAGGAAGUUCACAAGAGGCUAAAUGAAUUACGUGAAUUGAUUGAUUAUUAUCAGCAGACUUCUGACAUGAUGACUGAUGCAGUCAAUGAGCAUACAAACGAAGAUGAUAAUGAGACUGAGGAAGAAUCUUUGUAUUACUCUGACCAGGGGAAUCCAGAAACAGUCACAAACAUCAGAAACCCACAGAGGAGUAACUGGACAGAUAUCAAUGGCUCUUCCAGGAUUGUGGCACAAAAUAGAACCAGUUGCCGGAAUGGGAGACUUCUGAACACAGAAUGUGAAAUCAACAAUAGGCCAACAAAUCUACAAACUUCAAAGAUGCCACUUUCUUCAGAUGAACCUCGUGCGAGCUACGCCGAGUGUGCCCGUUACAAUGAUGAAAAGGGUGAAGAUAGGAAUGGUGUUACAGUGCAGGAACAAGAGAUCCAGAGGGAGUGUGCAAGUGAGGGCACCAUAUCGAGUCGAAGAAGUAGUUUUGUAGAAGAAACUGACCAGGAUUUUGAAAUACAACAGAAAAUUAACAGAUUAAAUGCUGCUAAACAAAAACUCAGACAAUUGCAGGAACUUGUCGCCAUGGUACAAGAAGUCCCAGAUGCAACUGAUAUUGAUAUUUCUAACUUUCCUGACUUCUCAUUAAUUGAGGAGGAUCAGCACAGACAGCAACCAAACAAUACGAGAACAAAUGUAUCAAGAAGUUCAAAGGAAGUGUCACUGGAUGAAGAAAAAAGAGAGAAGUUUUAUGAAGCAAAACUUCAGCAACAACAGCAAGAGUUGAAGCAAUUACAAGAAGAAAGAAAAAGGUUGAUGGAAAUUCAAGAGAAGAUUAGACAUCUGCAGAAAUCAUGCCCUGAUCUGCAGUUAUCAACAUCUUGUGCAGGAAACUUGUCAAAAAUAAAAGUUCCCAUCGUUACAUCAACCCCAGCAAUCAGUGGUCAGACUGCAACAGCAAAAGCUCUACCUGACCCAGUUGCGGCUCCACCCCCUGAUAGUGAGCUGUGGUCUGAGAUGCGCAGACAUCAAAUUCUCCGUGAAGAAUUGCGUCAAAGAAGAAAACAACUUGAAGCAUUGAUGGCAGAGCAUCAACGGCAAAAAACACUGACCGAAAACAACUCCAUUGUUGCUGCAUCGGUUAAAAGUGAAGGCACAGAGACACAGGAUACUCAGCAGCUCAGCAGAACUGAAAGGACCAUGGCUACUUGGGGUGGUUCUACCCAGGGUGCAUUAGAUGAUGAUGAGGAGGAGGAGGAUGAUGAAGAGGAAGAGAAUAACAAUGAUGCUGGUGACGAAGAAGAGAAUGAUGAACGAUCUGAUGCCAUUGCCAACUCAGAAGUUGAAACAAGCUCUCAUGAAACAUAUACAGUGUACCCCAAUCAAGAACGAAGCCAAGGAGCACGGAAUUCCAGAGAGAGCAAGAAAAGGUGGAAAGAUAAGCGAACAUGUUCCUCUGACGGGAACUAUCGUUCGUUCCACAAAAACAAACAACAUAAUGUUGGUAUGCGUCGUCAGGAAAAUCUGCGCUGGGCAGCUGAUCUUUCCUAUGUGGAGGAGAGAGAGCACUGGCAAGAACAAGUAAACCAACUCACCAGGCAAUUAGAAUUCAGCACAAAUAUGUGCCAAACCCUGAUGCAGGACCAGCAGGCACUUUCAUGUCUCUUGCAAACAUUCCUCACUGGUCCUUACAGUGUCAUGCCCAGUAAUGUUGGAUCACCACAGGUGCAUAUCAUUAUGCACCAAUUAAACCAAUGUUAUACGCAGCUGGCAUGGCAACAGAACCACGUGCAAAGGCUAAAACAAAUGCUGAAUGACCUUCUCCAUCAACAACAUCAAGAGAAGAAGCCAGAAAACCAACGAGACAGUGGUGUGCCACCUCCAUCUCCCAAUAGUUUUGUCUUCCCUCCAUAUAGCUUUCCUUCGCCACCUUUAAAUCCAUUAAGUAUGUCUCGAUUUCCAAAUUGUCCUCCUUUUGUUCAUGGUUUUAACCUUAACCCAGUAUUUCCUCCUGGGUUUAGUGAUCUGUCCCAAAAUGUCAGCGUUCAGAGCAAUGAACAACAACCAGUUGUAAGUGAGCACAGCAUUUCUGGAAAAACAGAGUAUUUGGCCUUCCCAAAGCCAUUUGAAAGUAAUUCUCCAAAAUACAGAGAGAACAAGUGGAUCCACAAACAGGCUAAAGAUGAGGCAGAGCAGAGUGAAUUAAUAUGGUUGCAUGAUACAAGAGAUGAAUUUGGGGAAUCGCCAAGACAAAUGCAACCACAUACAUCUCUUACACAGAUGAAAACGAACAAACCAAAGCAGCAAGUUCAAUGCAAAAAAAGGAAGAAUUUUGAAGAAUCUUCCCUCGAAAGUUUUAGUAGUAUGCCAGAUCCAGUUGAUCCUACUACUGUAACAAAAACGUUUAAAUCUAGGAAAGCCUCUGCACAGGCUAGCCUUGCUUCCAAGGAUAAAACUCCAAAGGGAAAAUGUAAAAAGACUCACUUUCACCAGAAAAACCAGCAGGAAAUUGCUGCAGGUUUUGAAUCUGCAAGUAAUGCUAGUGCUAGUGAAAGUUGUCAAGGAAAGGUCUGCCACUCCACACAAACAGAAGAAUUUUUGAAACCUCGAACUUGCAGCACAACCAAAGAUGAAUUAGAGGAAAAAUCCAAACGAAAAAAUUCAAGCGACCUCUCUUCUGAAUAUGCUAAGGGAGUUUUGUUGGAAUCUAACAGAAACGCAUGCAGUGAAGCACCAGAAACAGGCAGUGACUUCUCCCUCUUUGAAGCUCUGCGUGAUAAUAUCUAUUCUGAAGUGGCAACUUUAAUAUCUCAGAAUGAAUCGCGACCCCAUUUUCUGAUUGAACUUUUCCAUGAGCUUCAGUUGCUUAACACAGACUACCUUCGACAGCGAGCUCUUUAUGCUUUACAGGAUAUAGUUACAAGACAUCUUUCAGAUAAGAGCUAUAAAGAAGGGAAGCACACUUUAUCACAGAAUUCAGCGGUAUGGAUGACAUGUAAUUCAGAACUGACUCCGAGUGAAAGCCUAGCUACAAGUGAUGAUGAGGAUGUCUGUGGAAAAGCUACUGACCAUCAAGCCAAGAUAGAUCUUCAGCAGCAUGAAGAUGCAGAAUAUAUAGAAUCCUUAAAAAAUGCCAGCAUGUUGUCGUCUUCUUCCAAUUUAGAACCCUUUGCUAAUGAUGAUCUAGGUAAUACUGUCAUUCACUUAGACAAGGCCUUGUCUAGGAUGAGAGAGUAUGAACACAUGAAAUUUGAAAAUAACCAGAUUGAUGUCUGUACCAGUGCCAUUGAAUGUGUUGAAGAUGGGUAUAACGCUGGAAAUAGCUGUACAGCAGAUAGUGUUCCUGAUGCUUCUAUUGUUACUUGCCCUCGCGUAGACACACAACAACUGGACAAGCAAAUAAAGGCCAUCAUGGCAGAAGUAAUCCCCUUUCUGAAGGAACAUAUGGAUGAUGUGUGCUCCCCACAGUUACUAACUACUAUUGGACGUAUGGUCUUGGCCCUCACACAACAGAAUGAUGAAAGUAAGGAGUUUGUCAAGUUCUUCCAUGAUCAACUUGGUGCCAUACUUCAGGAUUCACUGGCAAAGUUUGCUGGUAGAAAACUCAAGGAAUGUGGGGAGGAUUUGCUGGUGGAAAUCUCAGAGAUUUUGUUUAAUGAACUUGCAUUCUUCAGACUUAUGCAAGAUUUGGAUAACAGCAGUGUGGCAGCAAAGCAGAGAUGCAAAAGACUAAAGGAAGUUGCAUCUUUUAAACAACGUUAUACAACUGAGGAGAAACAGCAUUUCAAAGAGAAUGGUUCCUCUGCAGAGGAGCUUGAAGAUGAAGACAAAGAUAAGGAUGAAAGUGAAACAACAAAUGCAGAUGGUCUCAAAGUAAAUGAGUCAACUGAAGCUGAGCUCUUAUUGAAAAGUGCUUUGUCUGACAGAGAGGAGGAUGAUGUCGACAGUGAAUUACUGCCUGCAAAAUGUGUCUCUAUAAGUCUGUCCAAGGCUGAAACUCAGGCCCUUACUAAUUAUGGCAGUGGGGAGGAUGAGAAUGAAGAAGACGAAAUAGAGGAUUUUGACGCUGGAACUAUUGAUGUCCAAACGUCACUUCAAGCCAACAAUGAAAUUGCUGAUGAAAAUGAUCCUGAACAGGAUGCUCGUCCUGAACCCAAUAAGGAUGAUGUGAUUAGUCAAUCCAUGAAAACAAACUUACCUAUGGUUGCAGAAAAUGAAAGUAACUCAAAUCCUGAUCUUCCUACUGAGUCUUUCCAAAAUAAUCUGUUUGAUGUAGCUAAUGAAGGCAACAAAAGUCCAAAGUCAUCAUUGCCUUUUUGUGAAAAUGCAAAUGCUGGAACAGCAAUACAAAUGGAACGAGAAAAUGACCUGCAAGGAACACCAGAAAGCUCACUGACUGGCAGUCCUGACACAGAUUCCCCUGUGUUAGUGAAUGAUUUUCAGGAAGCUGGAUCUGGCAAUCUGAGCCAGAAAUCAGAUGAAGAUGACUUUGUUAAAGUGGAAAACUUGCCUCCAAGUCUUUCAGUCCUCUCUGAGGAUGAAUUGGUUAGGAGAAUUUCUGAGGAAGAGCAGCAUAACAAUUUGGCUUGUGUUCUUCUGAACGCAGAUGGAGCACAAGAACUUGCAGGCAACCCAGAUACUCUAAAAGAACCAGAAAACGGUGGAGCCCGAAGUGCAUGAAUGAAUAUUUAUUGAUCUUCAUCACUGUAAUGUUUGGUUUGAAUACAUUAAUUAAAAUGUAAUCCUUGUUUACGGCUAAAAACAUUUUCUUUUAAUUAGCCUUCUGCUAGAAUUGUUGUUCCCUUAUUUAGUUAAGACUGACCAGUAUUUCCUGCUCCAUAAGUUACAAUGCAUCAAUACUUUAAAUAAUUUUGUUUUUAAAUAGUCUAGCUUCAAGUUUUACAAGUGAAAUGACACACAACCCUGUUUUAUAUUAAAAUAAAUCCACUUUUAUAAUUAAAGUCUAUAGUCCCAACACUACUAUAUUUUGACAUUUGGAAGAUGGUGAAUGUGAUAUGUUCAUGAGAGUUUCCUCAGUCCAUUUUACCUAGAUUGGAUAACUCCAUCUGCUGUUUCAUAUGUUGUUGUUCUUUAAAUAGCACCAAUUUCGACCUAUUUUUCAAGAGAUUUUAUUGGGGAGCAAUUUUUGGGACUCUCUACGAUGUUUGCAAGCAUUUUUGUUAUGGAUAACGUUUCCCCAUAUGCAGUUCAUAGGAAUCUGCUAUUAUCUUCUGACAUAACGUUCACUUUGCAAACAAUAAGGUAACCUCAAUAUAUCUGCUGUGUUCAAUGCAGCAUUUUGGCACAGAUGAUCUCAUUCUUCAUUAGCUGGAUUCACCAGUCGUAGUUAAACUGUUCCAAUAGACUUGUGCUGCUGUCUUUUCAGUAGAGCCUCUUCUCAUCUACCAAACACACCCGUAAAUCUGAAAUGUGAUAAUGAAUGUUGGAUAUAUAAGUAACUUGUCCUACUUUUGUUAACAUUGCAACUCACUUGCAAAUUAGAAAGAGCCACAGUAUUGAUGUGUUGCAGGAAAAAGUGAGUUGUAUUGGUCUUAACACUGAAUUACUGAUCUCAAAUCUGUGUUUUUUUUCUGCUUUCAUAUUCUAGUGUAGAAUUAUGUACAAACACAGUGUAAGAUUGAUAUUUUCAAGAACUAAGGAAAUUGAUUUGUUAUUUUAAAGUGCUGUCAUCUGCUAAAAUUCUCUGAAACGUUUGGUUAAAACUGCUUACUAUUUUUAUACAUAUAUUCAAGUGAGUCAUUGGAUGCCACUCAACUGAAUCUAAUUGCAAGUGAGCAAUGACUAUUAAUUUAAAACUUCAGUGUCAAAAGCAAGAUCUGAAUUAGUUCCAAAACUUCCAAGGUGGUGUCACAAUGGAAAACUGCAUAUUCUAUUUAGUUCAAGAGCUGAGAUGCCAUCCAGAUUUAAGCAAUUGUAUCAUUCGCAUGCAUACAAGUUUUGUGUGAUUUAUUUUCAUUUUCAUAAGCCCUAAUAGCAUACAAGGACAUAUUCAUUUUACAUGCAUAUAAUACUAACACAGUGCUAUUUUAAGAACAUCAUUGCAGUUGAUGUUUUCCCAGGUCUUAGUAAAACAAGUCAGGCCUUGAUAACAGGCUGUACUGUGCUUUUCUUGAAGAUUUUGAGAUGUUUUUACUUUAUUAGAGCCUAAAAUAAAGUGUGCAUAAAAUUGUCAGUCUGUAGUAUGAUCUGUCUAGAAGUUAAUAUAAUUUACUGGAACUAUUGCUUUUGUAAAUUGGGUAAAAGCAUGUUAAGUGGAAAUAUUACAAAUUAUUCAAACAAGCAAAUAUUUCAUCCCUCAUUACAAUCAUUCUUAAACCUUUUGAUUUCUAAAUUUCUUACAAGAGUGAUUUUAACAAUAUGUUGCUGUCUGCAGCAUGCUACUACACUAGACACAAAGAAGGAGUUGAUUUACUUUUCUGCAAAUGCCUGAGGGCAGUUAGAAGUGAUUCCUACAGAAAAAGACUUUUGUGAAAUUGAAUACAGAUUUGUCUUUGACACUAUUUAGACGAGGUGCACUGUUUCAGCUAGUGGCAGCACAAACCACUUUUUGAAGAAUUAGACAUGCUAAGUUACCUUUCAACGCUUUUCAUUUUUGCAUCUUAAAUGUUUUGAUGGUUUGUGCAUUUAAAUUUAGAUUUUUUGACAGGCAUGUUGCUGUGUUGUGUAAUCAGUCUUUAACCUCCAUUUUAUAUGUAUGAUUUUAAAAUGUUUACUAUGCAAUUUCAAAAUAAAGUAACAUCCUUUGUGUUUGUCAUUACUGA
Messenger RNA from Hemiscyllium ocellatum (epaulette shark), 8787 nucleotides. RefSeq names its product pericentriolar material 1 (gene pcm1). The record is from RefSeq and is a predicted model, not a curated record. Gene Ontology annotation, cellular component: ciliary basal body; centriole; centriolar satellite. Bases 242 to 6685 code for a protein of 2147 amino acids. The transcript has 41 exons. Lineage: Eukaryota; Metazoa; Chordata; Chondrichthyes; Orectolobiformes; Hemiscylliidae. Gene Ontology annotation, biological process: cilium assembly; microtubule anchoring at centrosome; centrosome cycle.